Messenger RNA from Apodemus sylvaticus (European woodmouse), 1398 nucleotides. Its product is annotated as histone H2A type 1-B-like. The transcript has a single exon. The record is from RefSeq and is a predicted model, not a curated record. NCBI's taxonomy places the organism in Eukaryota, Metazoa, Chordata, Mammalia, Rodentia, Muridae. The coding region runs from base 17 to 409 and encodes 130 amino acids. Gene Ontology annotation, cellular component: nucleosome. Gene Ontology annotation, molecular function: DNA binding; structural constituent of chromatin; protein heterodimerization activity.
CUUUGUGUUCUAUAAGAUGUCUGGACGCGGCAAGCAGGGCGGCAAGGCUCUCGCCAAGGCCAAGACCCGCUCCUCCCGCGCCGGCCUGCAGUUCCCCGUGGGCCGCGUGCACCGGCUGCUCCGCAAGGGCAACUACUCGGAGCGCGUGGGCGCCGGCGCCCCGGUGUACCUGGCAGCCGUGCUGGAGUACCUGACGGCCGAGAUCCUGGAGCUGGCGGGCAACGCGGCCCGCGACAACAAGAAGACGCGCAUCAUCCCGCGCCACCUGCAGCUGGCCAUCCGCAACGACGAGGAGCUCAACAAGCUGCUGGGCCGCGUCACCAUCGCGCAGGGCGGCGUCCUGCCCAACAUCCAGGCCGUGCUGCUGCCCAAGAAGACCGAGAGCCACCACAAGGCCAAGGGGAAGUGAGACCCUUUGUACAAAGCGUCCUACAAGUCACCAAAGGCUCUUUUCAGAGCCACCUAACCUUUCCCAACAAGGGCUUAGCAUUACUUUUUGGCAAGCAAAGGCACCGUAGACACUGCUUUCAGCAAGCCAGGCUCAAGUCCAGUUUUUCACUGGUAACUUGUUUUGUGGCUUUCAAACUCUUGACACUGAGUGGAUGUCUCUGGUUCCUGAGUCAGUACACAAAGUGUGCAGGGAAAGAUGGCUACUGUUUUAGGAAUCAAAACUGCAGGGCACGUCUUUGUCGCCGGCAUGGGUUGCCUAUCCCUAGGGUUUGCAAAGUUAUGUCCCUCAGCAAGUAGAGCCAUUUACUUCCCCUAGUGGCUUGUAAGGCCAUCCCUUACCUCCCACAUGAAAUUUAAGCCCUGACAUAAGUAAACCUUAGGUAAAUACAAAAUUUGGUUUCCUUGAGACUUCUAAUUGGAAUUCCUUCAGUAUUUGUAAUCUGUUUCCUUAAAUACAUAAUUUUGCUUAGUUUUUCCUGUGCUAUUUCAGAACCUGUGUUACUUAAGUAUUGAACUAUGUGUUUAAUCCUAACAAGCCUUGGGAGCCAGGCGGAUCUCGAAAUUCAAGACCAGCCUUGUCUACACAGCGACUAUCACAUUAGAUGUAUCUAAUAAUGUAAGGCGGCUGUCACGAAAUAAAUGCAAAAACCAGUAAUAACAGUUUAAAUGGUUCCCAUAAUAAAACAUUCUGUAGAAUUUUUAGCUAUGUGAGUCUCGCUACCUGAAUCAUUAAUAAAAGAUACCCCAAGUAAAAUAACAUCGCUAAGGUGCCAAAAAAAAAAAGGGCAAAUGAGGGAAAAUGACGAGAUUUGCUUCCUUUCCACUUAGUCCUUCACUGUUUGACUUUUCUUGUUUAAGUAUGUGCCACGUUAAAAGGUGGAAGAGACUUGCUCUUACAUGAAAUGAAUGAGCAGCUGGGCUCCUGCAGUCCCUCCCCCGGCCGCAGGA